AUGGAGACAAGCAAGGGAAGUCGCAUCGUGGAGGCUGCCAAGGUUAUUCUCAAGAAGCAAGCGGCCCAUCGCAGCACGCUGCAGCGUCGUCUGAACAGCUCUAUCGCCCGUGAGAACGAAGUGUCGCUGGCUCAGCCGGUGCCCAACGAAUCUGCAAUUUGGGCUGCACAGCGCCUCAUCAACUUUGCCAACAUCGCCCCAGGGGACGUGGCGACUAUGGUGCGUCGUGCACUGCAGGAAUGCGUCCUCGAAGCAGUAAAGAAAAAAGCAGUAGACACUUGCAGCGACGACACCGUCAAGCAGCUCGAAGACUGCGUGCAGAGCUUCAAGGAGGAGGGAGAGGCCACUGACCUUACCAGGAUAGUGCGUCUUGCGUGGUUGGUGGAACAUGCGAGGCUGGCAAGGAAGGAAGAAUCGCAGCAGCAUAAAAAAAUAUCGCAGCUUCUCAGCGCGCCUUUCAUGGACGGUCACAUCAGGAUCGGAAUACGAGUCGUUACUCUUGCCUAUGCCGUCUCGCCAGACAGUAUAUUUGGCUACGUCGCCAUCGGGCUCAUGGGUCUCUCCGUCGCAGAGAUUGGCCGUGUGCCGAUGAAUCACCUGCAUUCCCUCGUGCAGAUGUUAAGCGUCAAAGACGGCAUGCAGGGCGUCCCAUCAAGCCUCAAAAUGGUACUCGGGGCGAUUGUACGGGUCUUCAUUCCUGCUGUCAAGACCGUCUUCAUAAAGAGCUUGCGCGACAACGCCGGUAAUGCGCUGCCAAUACUUGUGGACGACGGCGCCGUCAAGUUUCGCGUUGCCCACACAACGAACGCCACUGUGGGCCCCUUUCCAACCUACCUGAUUGACUUCGGGUACAAGGUCAAUAAGGAAAUGGCGCGUCACUCGAUCAUAGAGCUAUUCGGGACCCAUAAAGUCAUUGUCAAAUGCGAAGAGCACAGAUCAAUUCACGGCGGGAGCCCGGUCACGAGGGAGCUCCUUGACAAGGUGCUCCAGUACCAGACGCACUUUAGGCUUCGAAAGUCCGAAGGAGAAAGAGACAUUGAAGUGGGCAGUGAAAUCGAUGGAGCGGCGAAGGCGCUUUGGGAUGAGAUUCUACCGAGCGUGCAGAAAAUGGUAGCCGUCGCGCUCAUCCCACAGCUUGUUUCGAGCUCUUCCUUUGGAGCGCUGAUUCCGAUUCGCAAAGAGGACGUGCCAUUGUCGACUUCUAGGCGUACCGUUGUGGAACGUUGGUGA
Acaromyces ingoldii is the source of this 1230-nucleotide messenger RNA. RefSeq lists its product as hypothetical. The record is from RefSeq and is a predicted model, not a curated record. Bases 1 to 1230 code for a protein of 409 amino acids. Lineage: Eukaryota; Fungi; Basidiomycota; Exobasidiomycetes; Exobasidiales; Cryptobasidiaceae. The transcript has 5 exons.